Molecule: messenger RNA, 159 nt
Organism: Chondrus crispus (carragheen)
Lineage: Eukaryota; Rhodophyta; Florideophyceae; Gigartinales; Gigartinaceae
Exons: 1
Coding region: 1-159 (52 amino acids)
Source: RefSeq, a predicted model, not a curated record
AUGCUUACUUUUUUUUGUCGAUACGCCUGCGUUUGUUCCAAGGACUCCGAGACAAUACGAGAAAAUGGUCGUUGGUUGACUGACGUUUGCCAGAAACAUGGAUUCAACUAUUCGCACCGGGUGCAUAUAGAACUCUGGGGUGACAGGCGUGGUGUAUAA